Molecule: messenger RNA, 379 nt
Organism: Racocetra persica
Lineage: Eukaryota; Fungi; Glomeromycota; Glomeromycetes; Diversisporales; Gigasporaceae
Source: the annotation of a GenBank genome assembly
GAAAUAAACAAACCUAAAGCGACAAAGUCACCAAACGAACACGAACGUGUAAAAUACGAAUUCACAGGCCCGCUGGUUUUUCAAUGCAUAACUUGCAAAGUAAUAGUAGGUGAUUCUUUCGCGUUCGUAGCGGCAGAGCGUGAUUUAAACUCAGUUGCGCUAUAUGCUAAACCACAUAAUAUUCGAGUUGGCACAGAACUUGCAUGGUCGAAAGAGGGUGCAGAUAUUGGAAGAUACGAGUGUGGAUCUUAUAUAGACCCAGAAGCAGCACCACUAGAUAUUCAUACUUUACCAAGUGCAAGGACACAACAAAUGUCCAUAAAUAAGCUCCAAGACAUGGUCAUGAUGUUACAUCAACGACUUGCAAGUUUGGAAUAUA